This is a messenger RNA of Pungitius pungitius (ninespine stickleback), 6794 nucleotides long. It is a transcript of the gene iqsec1b, whose product is annotated as IQ motif and Sec7 domain ArfGEF 1b. Lineage: Eukaryota; Metazoa; Chordata; Actinopteri; Perciformes; Gasterosteidae. The record is from RefSeq and is a predicted model, not a curated record. Gene Ontology annotation, biological process: actin cytoskeleton organization; regulation of ARF protein signal transduction. Gene Ontology annotation, molecular function: guanyl-nucleotide exchange factor activity; protein binding. The transcript has 17 exons. Bases 289 to 4077 code for a protein of 1262 amino acids.
GCGGCUGGCUGGAGGUGUGAGUUGCGCUGUUGCGGCGCAGAGCGGAGUGUGGACGCGGCGGCGGGCGGCGUACAGCGGUGCACCCGAACCAACUUCUCGGAUAAAAGCCACCACAAGGACAAAAAGGAACAGAAGAGCUGCCAUGUCGGUGCGGAGGAGGGUCUCGGGCUUUGACAGCGCUCAGCCCCGUUACUACUGAGCGCGCGUGAGUAAAAAAAAGAGGAAAAAAGGGAGAACACGCUGCUUUUUGGCGCUUCUUCUGGCUGCUGUGUGGAUACCGCGUCCCCGAUGGACGGGCAGCGGGGCUUUUACGAGAUGGAGAACCCGGCGGAGAACCCCAGCAAGGCGGUGGAGUACCUCGCAGAGCUGAACAAGAUCAUCGAGACGCAGCAGGAGCUGCUGGAGAAGCAGCGGGUCCGGAUCGAGGAGCUGGAGCUCCAGGUGACGGACCUCUGCAAGGAGAACGUGUGCCUGAAAGACCAGCACCAGCGGCACCUGCUCACCUGCAGGCUCCAGCAGGGCAACCACUCCGGCCUGGGAGCCAUCAAGGAGAACGCCGCGCAGGAAAAAGCUGAAAGCGCAAGUUCAAGAAGCGUCAGACGACACGUCUCUUUGCCUGUAGAAGUCUCAGAGACACCUCUAAACCUUAUUGCCCGACCGUGUAGAAGAAGCUACCCCUGUCGCAAAUGGAAGUCAGCAUCUUUUGGACCAGACACAGGAGUCCCCAGCGCCGCCAUGGCUCACAGACGCCACCAUUACUUUGUGGAAGGUGAUGCUGCGGGCGGCGAGGUGGGCGCCUCUGUGGACCCCGGCGGCGUCUACAGCUGCAUCCCAGUGACCCACAGCGGCGGCCUGGGCCCCGACCACCUGGACAGCCAGCUCUACGGACACAUCCUGCUGCCCGGCCACCUGCGGCCCCGCCGACCCAAGCUCCAGCACUCCCAGUCCAUCCUCCGCAAGCAGGCGGAGGAGGAGGCCAUCAAGCGGUCCCGCUCGCUGUCGGAGAGCUAUGAGCUCUCGUCGGAUCUGCAGGACAAGCAGGUGGAGAUGCUAGAGCGUAAAUAUGGUGGGCGUUUCAUAACACGGCAUGCAGCCCGCACCAUCCAGACCGCCUUCCGCCAGUACCAGAUGAACAAGAACUUUGAGCGUCUAAGAAGUUCUAUGUCGGAGAACCGUAUGUCCAGACGGAUUGUCCUAUCUAAUAUGAGGAUGCAGUUUUCCUUUGAAGGACCUGAAAAAGUCCACAGCUCCUACUUUGAGGGAAAGCAGGUCUCACUAACGGAUGACAGCACCAAAAUGGGUGCACUGGUGCAGUCAGAGCUCGGUGGGGAGAUGGGCCUUCAGGCCAAAACCCCUACCACGCAGAGCGACUUCACAGACGCUAUCUCAGAACUGGAAGAUGCCUUCUCCAGGCAGGUCAAGUCUCUAGCCGAGUCCAUAGAUGAUGCGCUCAACUGUCGCAGUCUGCAUGGUGAUGACAGCCAGUCGGAGCCAGGGAUGGCCCACCAGGACAUGGACAGGGAGGUCGGCUGCCAGGUGAAACCCUCCCGCAGCGCUUCGGAGCAUCGCAAACUAGACGAGAUGACGGCGUCCUACAGUGAUGUGACCCUUUACAUCGAUGAAGAAGAACUCUCCCCGCCACUGCCCCUGUCUCAAUCCGUUGACCGACCUUCCAGCACAGAAUCCGACUUGCGUCAGCGCUCCCUCAACUCUUCCCAGGACUACUGGUCCCUGGCUCAUAAGGACGAUAAAGGGGACACGGACACCAGCUGCCGUAGUACACCAUCUUUGGAAUGCCAAGAGCAGCGCCUGCGGGUGGACCACCUACCCUUACUGACCAUUGAGCCUCCGAGCGACAGCUCGGUGGAGCUGAGUGAUCGCUCCGACCGCAGCUCCCUGAAGAGACAGAGCGUCUACGAACGGGGCCUCGGCAACCAGCAGAGCAGCCCCAAAAACAUGGGCCUGCCACCCCGCGGGCCUCCCAGGGACGAGGAUGCUACUCGCCAUCGACCACGGCAACUGGAGGCCCAGCUGGCCAUCAACGGCACCGCCAACCGGCAGAGCAAGUCGGAGUCCGAUUUCUCAGACGGCGACAACGACAGCAUCAACAGCACGUCCAACUCCAAUGACACCAUCAACUGCAGCUCCGAGUCCUCGUCCAGGGACAGCCUGAGGGAGCAGACGCUCAGCAAGCAGACGUACCACAAGGAGACUCGCAACAGCUGGGACUCGCCCGCGUUCAGCAAUGACAUCAUCCGCAAGAGGCACUACCGCAUUGGCCUCAACCUCUUCAACAAGAAACCAGAAAAAGGCAUCCAGUAUCUGAUAGAGAGAAACUUUGUUCCGGACACUCCAGUGGGUGUGGCCCACUUCCUGCUCCAGAGGAAGGGCUUGAGUAGGCAGAUGAUUGGCGAGUUCCUGGGUAACCGACAGAAACAGUUCAACCGAGAUGUCCUUGACUGUGUGGUGGACGAAAUGGACUUCUCGGCUAUGGAGCUGGACGAAGCCCUCAGGAAAUUCCAGGCACACAUCAGAGUGCAGGGUGAAGCACAGAAGGUCGAGCGCCUGAUAGAGGCCUACAGCCAACGCUACUGCAUCUGCAACCCCGGUGUGGUGCGGCAGUUCAGGAAUCCCGACACCAUCUUCAUCCUGGCGUUCGCCAUCAUCCUCCUCAACACGGAUAUGUACAGCCCCAACGUCAAGCCGGAGAGGAAGAUGAAGCUAGAGGACUUUGUCAAGAACCUUCGAGGGGUGGAUGACGGGGAAGACAUCCCCCGGGAGAUGCUGGUGGGGAUUUAUGAGCGCAUUCGCAAGCGGGAGCUCAAGACCAACGAGGACCACGUGUCCCAGGUCCAGAAAGUGGAGAAACUCAUCGUUGGGAAAAAGCCGAUUGGCUCGUUGCACCAUGGUCUGGGCUGUGUGCUCUCCUUACCCCACCGCAGACUGGUCUGCUACUGCAGGCUCUUUGAAGUGCCCGACCCCAACAAACCUCAGAAGUUGGGCCUUCACCAGAGGGAGAUCUUCCUCUUUAACGACCUGCUGGUGGUUACUAAAAUCUUCCAAAAGAAGAAGAACUCUGUGACGUACAGCUUUCGGCAGUCCUUCUCCCUUUACGGCAUGCAAGUGCUGCUCUUUGAGAACCAGUAUUAUCCCAAUGGAGUCCGUCUGACCUCAGCCAUUCCCGGAGCUGACAUCAAAGUCCUUAUCAACUUCAAUGCACCCAAUCCUCAGGACCGCAAGAAGUUCACCGACGAUUUGCGAGAAUCCAUCGCUGAAGUCCAAGAGAUGGAGAAGUACCGGAUAGAAUCGGAGCUAGAGAAGCAGAAGGGCGUGGUGCGGCCCAUCAUGUCCCAGUGUUCCGGACUCAAGAAGGACACGGGCAACGGCAACCUCAGCCGAGGGAGCCUCGACGACAGCUAUGCCGUCGUUGAGGGUUUGAAGAGGAGCGCCCUCAGCAGCUCCCUGCGUGACCUCUCAGACGCAGGCAAGCGUGGGAGACGCAGCAGUGCGGGAUCCCUAGACAGCAAUAUGGAAGGGUCCAUCAUUAGCAGCCCCCACAUGCGCCGGAGGACCCCCUCGGGCCGCGACUGCCCGUCCCGCCACAGCGGCCAGUCCCUUCCCAACUCCUCCUCGCUGCUCGGAACUCUGUUCGGCGCCCGGCGGGUGAAGUCCCCCAGCCCCACCCAGCAGGCCCUGCACCCCACCCUCAUCUCCCACACCCCCCACCCCGCCAACCUUCACCACACGGCCCGGUCGGAGACGGACGCGCAGGCGUCCGCACACCCGCACCACGCCCAGUUCUGUCACGUGACCCAGAACCCCCCGCCUUACCACCACCACCACCACUACCACCCGCCGGCCCACCUACAGCAGCCGCCGCACCAGUACCACACUGUCCCGUCUCAUAACCAGCAGCCAGGCUACCCGCCGCACCCCCAUGGCCACGGGGGUCACCCAGCGCACCCCUCACACCCUGUCCACCCUGUCCACGGGCCCCACCACCACGGCCCGCCGCCGCCCUCCCAGGCGCCCAGCAGCGCCAAGCCCAAGAACAGCGGCAUCAGCACCGUGGUCUGAGAUGCGCGGGAGGAGGAGACGGGGGGGGGGGGGGGAUCUCUCUCAACUGAACUUUUUUUUUAAUUUUUAUUUCCGAGGAUCUUUUUUUUCCGUUUGACGCUCCAGCCAGCACAUUGAAUAUGAAUUCAUUUCCUCUACAGUCGCUCCCUCUCAUUUCAUCUCACACGUCACGCACGGCUGCCUCGUCAGCAGCGGACAAGGACUCAAGAGCAUGCACAAAGACCACAACUACUGUUUCUCCUCAGCAAAUGAAAGCGACACAUUCAAAUGUCUCGCUCAGCGAUCUAACCAGGUGUGGGGGGGCCGUGUGGGGGGGGGGCAUGGUCACCCUCAGCCGCACAGUAGCUGUUCCAGUAUUUAAUGUAGCGGUAGCCCACAGCGCACUGUGACAUCUCUGUUAACAGUGAUAAAUGUGCCAAUUACAGAAGCAUUUACUAAUUUAGUCACAAUUAUUGCUCUGUGUAUAUUGUGCAUAGUGUUUUGUAAAAUGAUUAUAUCAACUGAUAUUAUAGUUCAUUAUAACUCUCAGUAUAUUAUGCUGGCACAUAGAGCUUUUACUGGUGGUCGUUGGUUUCUGGGUCGUAUCUCAACCAAAGCGAGCCGACGAGCGAAAACAGAUUCACCCGAAUGUCCGCCAUCAUUUAGAUUUUUUUUUAGACCUUUUUUGUUGUUGUUGUUCAGAGACCCGAAGAGGGCCUGGACUGCGACCUGGUGGGCUGGUGCAGGAAGAAGAAGAAGAGGAGGAGGAGUUCGUUUUUUACCCUCCCAGGAAGCUGUGAAUGUGGAAGCUCUCAGCUGGCUGAGUAGGCCCCUCGGCGGCGGCUCCUCCACCACAGCGGCAGAAAAUCAAUCAUUAUCAUCCUGCGACGGAGCCCUGCUUCCCUUCACUCAGCGGGAAACACUCGGCAGUUUUUAUAUCAAUCAUCCUUCUGACAUAUUACCGGACGAUGUGUCCAGAGCGGAGGAAGGUGGGGGGGCAUAUUUUAUUUUGAGAAGUGACAGACACUGCACUCGUUCUACUAGUCGAUAUCAAAGGCAGAAGUCUGAAUCUGUUUGGAGAUUAUAGAUUGGAUUCUUCUUUUUUACUUGUAUGUGCAAUAUGUAUUUACUUGUUUAUUUGUAUCUAAGAGCUAUUUCGAUCUGAUGGUUGUUCCAAUCUGUUUGGUUCUGUUGUCUUUUUUUUGUCCCCCACUCCCCCAACCCCCCCCUCCCCCCCCCAAUGUACUUUGUAAUUUAUUUCCCUAAUGCAAGUAUCUACAUGGAUUUGACGGACUGGACCUGCGCUUAUAAAAGAAGUCCAAGGAAAACCCUUUUGCAUGUAACAAUGUCUCUCCGGGCUGUCGAGUACUACCAAACUAUAUCAGUGUUGCGGUCGACAGUUGUUAAAAACUAAAAAAGAUUAGUGGUAGAUUAGUUUUGACUCUUCAAAUACAGCUAAUGAAAAGUCAACUACGUAUUUGUGUCACUUCAGAGGACAAGUACAUCCGAAUCGCUUCCUGAUGCGCCGGGUCUUAGGAGGCAUAGGAGGACAGUGGAGGUCUCAGAGACGAAGGACGAGCCUGGACAUCUGGAAUUCUGAGUGAUGAUUAGGGGAAAGAUUUGAUUAAAUAAUUAAUUAAUUGUUAAAUAAGAAAAAAGCGGAACAUGCUAGCAAUAUUUUUCUUUCUUGCCGUUGUCUCGACGUUGCCAGUUAAUCGUUUGAUAAUGACGCCAAAUCAUCCUGCUUUAUUUACUUUAGACAACCCUAAAACCUUUGAGUUUGACUCUAAAUGUUUAAAUAUCCACCUUAUAUUCCGGCGUAGGUAAGGUUCUAUGGAGUCACUAAAGUGCCAAUACUGCAUGGUCAUCACAUUUGAAAACUGAUUUAUACCAAAAUGAAAUGUUCCCGGCACAAUGCCCCACAGUCACCAACCCGUUGUAAUGGAACAAUGGUGCAAAUGAAACCUAGCUUCCUUCCACACUUUCGUCCAAUCAGUGAGUCACAAACACCUUCAAGCAACUGAUCAGUUGUGAAAAACCCGUCCAGGUUCGGUGUGAGGUGCUGAGUUGCAAGCCAUACCUUUUGUCUCUCUCACACUUUGUUAAUUAUUUAGUUUGUGGUGUGGUUUUAUGGAGCUUUGACCCGCCCCUAAACUUUCACCGUAGCUUUGAUUCCUCUGACUGCUCCUUUCAGUUUGGAGCGAGUCUUUUGAUUCCAAGUUGUGUCAUCUCACUCCCGGCUCACACUGUACAGUACAAAGACAUAUACUGCUGGAUGUUAAUAGCUAAUCCACCGGGGGAGGGGGGCGCGUAAUGUGGGUCGACAAAGAGGCUCAGAAAGGGAGGUGAUGUUUUACGGGUGUGUUGGUAGCCGAAAACCAAUGAGAAAAAUACAUGUAAAUAGCCUGUAAAUAAUGAUAAUUAUUAUUACUACUACCGCUCGGUGUCCGCAGGUCCAACGAAGGUGCAUCUCUGCUCCCCUCUGAUAUUUACAUAAUCAUCGACUGCUUUCUCUCUGCCUCUGACCAGGACUGAUUUAUCAUAGGGGUGUAGAGCCGUGGCUCAUUUUUCCGGAGAUUCUCUCGCACUCACGGCCCAGAUUUGGAAGGUCGAAACGGAAGGGAGGAGUGCUCCUUAUUUUAUUACGCAUUCUGUUUCUAAGUAGAAAAACCCUAUCGAUGUAAAACUAGUACUGUGACGAUGUUGAGAAACGCAAAAUAAAACCAUAUAUUGUAAAA